Nymphaea colorata (pocket water lily) is the source of this 2659-nucleotide messenger RNA. Its product is annotated as digalactosyldiacylglycerol synthase 1, chloroplastic. The coding region runs from base 175 to 2496 and encodes 773 amino acids. Gene Ontology annotation, molecular function: digalactosyldiacylglycerol synthase activity. Gene Ontology annotation, cellular component: chloroplast outer membrane. Gene Ontology annotation, biological process: galactolipid biosynthetic process. The record is from RefSeq and is a predicted model, not a curated record. NCBI's taxonomy places the organism in Eukaryota, Viridiplantae, Streptophyta, Magnoliopsida, Nymphaeales, Nymphaeaceae. The transcript has 7 exons.
CCUUCUCCUCCGUCCCCGUCCCAUCCUUUUAUUUCUGUCCCCGUUUGGCCGGAAAUUCCCUGAAAUUCCGUCCCUCGACGGAAGAGGAAGUCCUGUCCACAAACCAGAGGGACAGAGAGAAUCAGAAGAAGGGGGGAAGCAGGAAGAGAUUUCCGCGCGUUGUCGCCUCCCGCCAUGGCCGGUGUUGGCGAGCAGGCGAGGCCGUCGAGCGCGGCGACGGCCGAGGGCGCUUUGUCGUUCAUCUCGCGCGGGUGGCGGGAGGUGCGGGAUGGCGCCGGCGCCGACAUUCGGCUCAUGCGUGCCCGAGCGAGCUCCUUUCGCUCCCUUGCCUCCUCCUUUGAGGAGGAGCUCGAGAACCUCCUCACCCGGCCUCCCUCCGCCGUCAGCCUCGUCAAGCGGCUCGAGCCCAAGCUUUCUGAGUUUCGGCGGGCUUACUCCUCGCCGGAUUUCUCCGCCGGGGUUCUCGGUGGGUGGAGCCCCGGUUCCAGUGGAUUCGAUUUCUCUGGGCUGAGGAGCGCUCUCGGGGUGGAGGAUGAGAACGGACGCGCAAUCGUGGAGCUGGACGAGAGGCCGGUGAGGCGGAGGAGGGUGAGCUGGAAGGGCGAGGCAGAGGAAUCGUCGAAGGAGUGGGAGCCGAUCCGGCUGCUGAAGUUGCGGUUGAAGGAAUUUGAGCACAAGGCCUCCUCGAGUAAUCUUCGGGGGAUUGAACUCAUCGAGAAAUUUCGCAAGGGCUUGGAGACAAUCAACAAAGAUACUAGCAACUCAAAGGAAGUGGCUCCACUAGAUGUUUCUGAGCUUUUGGCAUAUUUGGUCAAACAGUCUGGCCCAAUAUUUGAUCAACUUGGUUUAAGACGCGAUAUGUGUGACAAGCUUGUGGAUGCCCUCCGCAGUAGACGAAAGGACCAACUUGUCCUGAACACUGUAUCAACAGGAGAACUGCCCAUUCUCUCUCAAGAAGAAAAUGAAAAAAUCAGUGAUGAACUUGAUUGUAGAGUUUCUAGUGUUCUACAAAGCACUGGAUAUUGCUAUGAUGGUGCGCUCUGGACAGAUGCCAUGAACAAAGAUACAGAUACACGAAAGCCACAUGUUGCAAUUGUUACGACUGCUAGCUUGCCUUGGAUGACAGGAACUGCAAUAAAUCCACUCUUCAGAGCAGCAUAUCUGGCAAAAUCAGCACAGCAAAAUGUUACAUUGUUGGUCCCUUGGCUCUGCAAAUCAGAUCAACAGUUGGUUUAUCCUGAUAAUUUAACGUUCAAUUCACCAAUAGAACAGGAAGCUUAUAUAAGGAAGUGGUUGGAGGCACGAAUUGGCUUUAAGGCAGAUUUUCAAAUAUCCUUUUAUCCAGGAAAGUUUCACAAGGAGAGGCGAAGCAUAAUCCCUGCAGGGGACACUUCUCAGUUCAUAUCAUCCCGGGAAGCAGAUAUUGCUAUUCUUGAAGAACCGGAACAUCUUAACUGGUACCAUCAUGGGAAGCGUUGGACUGAUAAAUUCAAUUAUGUAGUUGGGGUUGUUCACACUAAUUACUUGGAAUACAUCAAGAGGGAGAAGAAUGGUGCUCUUCAGGCUUUCUUCGUGAAACAUAUAAACAACUUGGUUGCAAGAGCAUACUGCAACAAGGUCCUUCGCCUUUCUGCAGCGACCCAGGACUUACCCAAGUCUGUCGUGUGCAAUGUCCAUGGUGUGAAUCCAAAGUUCUUAAAGGUUGGGGAGAAGCUGGCAGCUGAUAGAGAGCUUGGUCAGAAAGUUUUUUCUAAAGGAGCAUAUUUUUUGGGCAAGAUGGUUUGGGCUAAGGGCUAUAGGGAGCUGAUAGAUCUAUUAUCAAAACACAGAACUGAUCUUGAUGGUUUCAACUUGGAUGUUUAUGGUAAUGGAGAGGACUCCAAUGAAGUCCAGUCCACUGCACGGAGGCUCAAUUUGAAUAUGAACUUUCUCAAGGGAAGGGAUCACGCAGAUGACACACUCCAUGGGUACAAGAUCUUUAUCAACCCCAGCGUAAGUGAUGUUUUGUGCACAGCUACUGCGGAGGCACUUGCCAUGGGCAAAUUUGUGAUCUGUGCUGACCAUCCAUCGAACGAGUUCUUCAGAGCAUUUCCAAACUGCUUGACAUACAGAACUUCAGAAGAGUUUGUAGAGAGGGUGAAGGAAGCAAUGGCUAGAGAUCCUCUUCCACUUACUGCAGAGCAGAGGUAUAAUCUGUCGUGGGAAGCUGCUACUCAGAGAUUCAUUGAGUAUGCCGAGCUUGGUAAAUUUUUGAACAAUAGCGAGAAGUCUUCUUCAAGGAAGGGCCCAGGCAGGAUGACCAAGUCAAUCUCAAUGCCUAGCUUGUCAGACAUAGUUGAUGGUAGUCUAGCUUUCUCACAUUACUGCCUCACCGGCAAUGAGCUACUGAGGCUGUCCACCGGGGCUAUGCCCAAGACUAGGGACUAUAGUGAGGAGCACUGUAUGGAUUUGCAUCUACUGCCUCCUCAAGUGGAGAAUCCGAUCUAUGGAUGGUAGGCAAUUCCAGGAACGCUCUCUAGUUGUAUCAGUAAUAGGCCUUUCUUGUACAUAUAUUAUCUGCUCCACAUAUCAUCAUAGUUUGGUUCUUCUUACAUCGACUCUUUUGAGCUCUUCUCGUAAUGGGUAUAUAUAUUUCAUAGGGAGUAUUGGUUUUUCUGCA